AUGGCUGGCGGUCUGACCAAGUACCGCCAUCUGGGUCGCCACUCGGCUCACCGGCAGGCCCUACUGCGCAACAUCGUGACCUCGCUCGUCAAGUUCGAGUCCAUCCAGUUGACGUGGCCCCAGGCCAAGGAGGCCCAGCGCCUGGCCGAGAAGCUCAUCACCCUCGCGAAGAGGGACAACGCCGAGACGAGGAGGAAAGCCCAGGCCAUUCUCUACACCCCCCACGACCUCCUCCCCAAGCUCUUCGGCACCCUGAAGGAGCGCUACGCCGACCGGCCGGGAGGGUACACGCGCAUCCUGCGCACCGAGCCCAAGGACACGUACAGCCAGGCCCCGAGCGCCAUCCUCGAGUUCGUCGACGGGCCCUCGGACAUGCGGUUCGCCAUGACGGCCGCCGCCGUGGCGCGGGACCGCGAGCUCGGCCGGGCGUCGACGCCCCUGACGAGGCGCAACGUCGACAAGGUGACGCGGUACCGCAAGGACGGCCAGGCCGACUUUGACGCCAUGGUCAGCAAGGUCUCGGGGCUCAACCUCGCCGACGAGGCCACGCAGCUCGAGGACCUGGAGCCGAGGCGGCGGACGCAGAGGGACUACGGCAUGUACAAGCCCAGGCAGGCGUACUGGGAGGUCGGGCUGAGGGCCGGGGAGAAGAAGGAUUAA
Messenger RNA from Thyridium curvatum, 660 nucleotides. RefSeq lists its product as uncharacterized. The record is from RefSeq and is a predicted model, not a curated record. Gene Ontology annotation, cellular component: mitochondrial large ribosomal subunit; ribosome. Gene Ontology annotation, molecular function: structural constituent of ribosome. The transcript is spliced from 2 exons. NCBI's taxonomy places the organism in Eukaryota, Fungi, Ascomycota, Sordariomycetes, Thyridiales, Thyridiaceae. Gene Ontology annotation, biological process: translation. Bases 1 to 660 code for a protein of 219 amino acids.